Molecule: messenger RNA, 504 nt
Organism: Strongylus vulgaris
Lineage: Eukaryota; Metazoa; Nematoda; Chromadorea; Rhabditida; Strongylidae
Source: the annotation of a GenBank genome assembly
AUGAGUGAUCUAAUGCUGAAGAAUCACGUAUAUGGAGUAUUUCGAGUCGGGUAUAAGAGCAAAACCACACAACUGAAAGUGGAUAUUCUCGUUAUGGAGUAUCUAUUUUAUAAACAUAAUGUUAAUCAGGUUUGGGACUUGAAAGGAUCUUUGAGAAAUCGGAUGGCUACUACAGCAAAAAGCACAUCAGAUCUCGUUUUACUUGAUGAGAAUCUAAUGAAAGAUCUAUGGAAUAAACAGUUGUAUAUAUAUCCUCACGCUAAAGCUGCUUUAAAUCAAGCAAUCAGCAACGACAGCCAUUUUCUCAGUUCUCAGCAUGUUAUGGACUACUCAUUAUUGGUGGGUGUUGAUGAAACAAAUGGAGAGCUGAUUUUAGGUAUUGUCGAUUAUAUGAGAACAUAUACACUCGAUAAGAAACUCGAAUCAUGGGUGAAAAUUGUCGCUAUACCUGGAGCACAUUUGCCAACGAUUCUCAGUCCUGAGAUGUACUGUACACGGUAUGAA